GGGAACGGUCAGCUGCUCCCGCGGCACCCCACGGCUCCUCUGAGCUGUCAGGGAGCUGCCGGGGGCACAAGGACACAGAGCAGCGGCCGGGGAUGUCCUUUGUGCCAGUGGCUUUGCUUUGUUCUCUGGGGGUCUUGGGGGAAUUCGUGACUCACUGUGGAAUCCAGUCACGCUGGAGACAGUCGGGCUGGGCUGGACUCAGUUCCUUCCUGCGGCGCUCCAGCCUCCAGCUCCGCGCUGCCCAAGGACGCGCUCACAGGAAAAGGCCCUUCCAAGAGCUCUUGGAAGAGGGGCUCCCUGCGGAGGGGGCUCCGCAGGACCCCGCUUCAGGCGCCCAGAGCACCCCGGGGAGCAGGCAGCCCCCGUGCCCGGCGGGAUUUGCUGCUCCCCACUUGCCCGGAGUGGAGCCCGCCCUGGCCGCGGCAUCCCCGCCGUGGGCUCAGCCGGGAGCCCCUGGCCCGGGGCCGUGCGGGGAACCCCGCGCUGCUCCCGUCCUGGCUGCAGCGAGGCAUCCUCCAGGAAUCCUUUGGAGAUGCUCCCGGCCGGGCAGGGACAGCCGGAGCCCCGCGGGGGCGGCUGAGCUCCCGCAGCAGGUGCCGGUGCCGCGGGGGCACCGGGGUCUGGGGGGCGGCCAAACCCCCCUGUUGUGGUCCCUGAGCGCGUGGCUGGGCGGGCAGUGUCCCCCUGACAGCCGCGCUGGAUCCAAGUGACAGCAGCUCCAUGCCCUGGGCUGCGCUGCCCCUGUCUCAGCUGUACCCCUGGGAGCGGGAGGAAUGCAGCCCCCUCCCCUCCCCUCGGCACACCUGGGGAAUGGGGAAACCCCCCAGGACGGCUCCCCCUGCAUGGAGCAGGGGGUGCUGGCCCGAUUGCCGAGACCCCCGCAUGGGGCGAGGGCAGCGCCGGGGGGCACCGGGAGGGGAUCGGGAGCCGGGGACACCCCGACCCCGCGGGGACAAGUUGGGGGCCACAAGUUCGGGGCUCCUCUGCACAGCCCCAGGCCCGACCCCCGCCCCGCUGCGCCCCGCCCCGGGCCGGUGGCGGCUGCCCCGGCGCCUCCCCGCUCCCCCCGGCCGGGGCGCGGCUAUAAGGAGCGGAGCGGAGCGGAGCGGCGGGGCCGGCGGCGGCGGAGCGGCGGGCGCGGCAGGCGUGGGGACAUGAGCGGGGACAUGCGGGGCCUGCUGUGCCUCUGGCUGGUGGCCCAGGUGGCCCAGGUGGCCCUGUCCUCGCGGGUCCGCACCCGCCGGGAGCUGGGCCCGGGUUUGUACGAGCACGGCGUGUACGACGCGGGCGGCUCGUACUGCCAGCGCGGGGACGUGUGCUGCCACGGCCGCGACGACGCCUGCACCGUGCCCUACCACGACACCCUCUGCUACUGCGACCUCUUCUGCAACCGCACCGUGUCCGACUGCUGCCCCGACUUCUGGGAGUACUGCCUGGGCAUCCCGGCGCCGUUCCCCAAAGCCGCAGGCUGUGCCCGUGCAGGACGCAAUUAUCCCAUGGGAGCCACGUACCGGGAGAACUGCAACCUGUGCACCUGCGGGCCCGGCGGGCAGUGGCAGUGCGAGGACCACGCCUGCCUGAUGGACGGGGAGCUGAUCGACGCCGUCAACAGGGGCAAUUUCGGCUGGAGAGCCGCCAACUACAGCCAGUUCUGGGGGAUGACCCUGGAGGACGGGAUCCGGCACCGCCUGGGCACCUUCCGCCCCUCUCCCACCGUCAUGAACAUGAACGAGAUGCACAUGAACAUGGACUCCAACGAGGUGCUGCCGCGUCACUUCGACGCCGCCGCGAAGUGGCCGGGGAUGAUCCACGAGCCCCUGGACCAGGGGAACUGCGCCGGCUCCUGGGCCUUCUCCACGGCCGCCGUGGCCUCGGACCGCAUCUCCAUCCACUCCAUGGGACACAUGACCCCCGCGCUGUCCCCGCAAAACCUCCUGUCCUGCGACACCCGCAACCAGCGCGGCUGCAGCGGGGGGCGGCUGGACGGAGCCUGGUGGUACCUGCGCAGGAGGGGGGUGGUGACAGACGAGUGCUACCCGUUCACGAGCCAGCAGAGCCAGCCGGCCGCUCCGCCCUGCAUGAUGCACAGCCGCUCCACGGGCCGGGGCAAGCGACAGGCGACAGCGCGCUGCCCCAACCCCCAGACCCACUCCAACGAGAUCUACCAGUCCACCCCCGCCUACCGCCUCUCCUCCAGCGAGAAGGAGAUCAUGAAGGAGCUGCUGGAGAACGGCCCCGUGCAAGCCAUCCUGGAGGUGCACGAGGAUUUCUUCAUGUACAAGAGCGGGAUCUACCGGCACACGCCCGUGGCCGAGGGGAAGGGGCCGAAGCACCAGAGACACGGGACCCACUCGGUGAAAAUCACCGGGUGGGGAGAGGAGCAGCUGCCUGAUGGCCAGACCCAAAAAUACUGGACGGCGGCCAACUCGUGGGGCACGGCGUGGGGCGAGGGCGGCCACUUUCGCAUCGCCCGCGGCGUCAACGAGUGCGAGGUGGAGACUUUCGUGGUGGGGGUCUGGGGCCGCGUCAGCAUGGAGGACAUGCCCCACAAGUGAGCCCCCCGCUGUCCCUGUCCCCAGCGCUGUCCCCUGUGUCCCCUGGCCGGGGGGCUGCGUGUCCCCGCUGUGCUGACACAGCGGCUGGGGGCAGUGGGGCGUGCGAGGCGGGGGUGCCCCGGGGGCUGCUCGCGUCUCCCAUGGGAUUUACCCGCUAAUCCCCCCGCCCCGGGCUCGGCUGGGCUGCGGUGGUGGCGGGGGGCUCUUCAAAGGCAGCUGCACCCCGCCCCAUCCCGGCUGGGGCUGUGGGAUGUCCCCCCUUUUCCCAAUUGGGGGGACCCCCAUAUUCCUGCCCCUCCCGUCCUGCCCCCCCCCCCCCAAGCAGGGCAGUUCUGGAGGUGGGGGGUGAAAUAACCCAGCGGGGGGGUCCCCUGAGCCCCCAGGGCUGGGUGUCGCCAGGAUGGGGUCCCCACCGUCCCCCCCCCCAGCCUGUCCCUAUGGUGCUAUGGCCCUGCCACCCCCCCCCGGGGGACAGCAGGGACAAGGGAGGGCUCAGCCCCGUGGUGUCCCCGUCCUGGGGGGGCCACAAUGGGGUGCACGCAGCCAGCACAGCCCAGGACCUCCCCCCCCCCAACCCAAGGGCUGUACUUUUAAGACUUUUUGUAUUUAUUUUGCUUUUUACUGUUUGUAAAUAAAGUUACGGAAGCCUCAGA
Molecule: messenger RNA, 3208 nt
Organism: Passer domesticus (house sparrow)
Lineage: Eukaryota; Metazoa; Chordata; Aves; Passeriformes; Passeridae
Gene: TINAGL1
Product: tubulointerstitial nephritis antigen like 1
Exons: 12
Coding region: 774-2555 (593 amino acids)
Biological process (GO): proteolysis
Cellular component (GO): lysosome
Molecular function (GO): peptidase inhibitor activity; cysteine-type peptidase activity
Source: RefSeq, a predicted model, not a curated record